UGUAGAAAUGUUAAAAUGGGGUAGGGUAGGGAGCCCGGCAGAGGCGGAGAGGGGAUAUACGUCUCGGGAUACAGGAAAUACGGUAGGAGAGAAACCCGGAGGAAGCUCUGGGUCUGGAGGGGAGGGGACCCGCCGCCAUCUCAGGUCUCUGCCUGGCUGGGGCCCACCCGAGAGAGCUGACGCCCAGGUCCUAGAAUCCUUAUGGGGGACCAACCUUGUCCCUCCGGGCGAUCCACGCUCCCGUCUGCCAACACGCGAGAAAGCAAGCCUCCAAGAAAGCGCUGCCUCUUAGCUCCAAGGUGGGAUUAUCCAGAAGGGACCCCAAACGGAGGUACCGCUCUUCCCUCAGCACCUCCUCCGGCAUCUCCCGGCCUGAAGUCGCACCCUCUUCCUCCGGAGAAGUCAUAGAAUACACUUCUCCCACCCUAAACCAGUUUUGGAGGGAUUGCAGUAUGACUCCAUUCCCAUGGUGCGUUCAUAAAACAGUUUAUCCAGUGACAACAAUGAAGGUUAUUGACAACACUACCCUCAUUUUUCUGUUCUUCUGCACUGGAAAAUUGUGAUUUUUUAAGGGAUGCCUCUUGGUAAAUACCAGAUUGCUUGUCCCAUAGGCCUAUCUUUGGAAACCACCUGCAUCAUAACCUCCUGAAAUGAGAGACAACUGAUAACUGAACUGUUUCCAAGACUGAGACUGGUUUUAAAACUUAUAUAUAAUGAUCAUGUCCUGAUUGGACCUAUCCUAAGGCUUCAACAUGAAAAUUGACACAAAUAUUGAGCUGAACAUAAACUCAUAUGGCAAGCAUGUCUCUUGCCCAUACCCCACCCCCUUCACAAGGAACAUAACGGACCCAAGAAAGGCAUUGUCACCUUGGCAUCGAGGGGGUUUAAAAUGUUUUGUUUGAUCUAUGAUGGUUUUUGAAAGAAAAAUCUUAACCAAAGGGGGGAAAGUAGGAAUGGAGUAAAAAAUAAAAUGGAGUCACUAUAA
This is a messenger RNA of Pipistrellus kuhlii (Kuhl's pipistrelle), 985 nucleotides long. RefSeq names its product negative regulator of P-body association (gene NBDY). The record is from RefSeq and is a predicted model, not a curated record. NCBI's taxonomy places the organism in Eukaryota, Metazoa, Chordata, Mammalia, Chiroptera, Vespertilionidae. Bases 202 to 408 code for a protein of 68 amino acids. The transcript has 3 exons.